CUACUUGAAAAGGAAAGUGAGCUCCUCGUGAAACAUGACUACAGUCAAAAUGAUUCGAUGAUCCACUCAAAAUCUCAUCAAAAUCCAGAGAAUUUCUUCACAGGAUUGAUUCCGGAGCGGUUCGAUGGUCAGAAAUCCCAUUUCGGGUUGCUCCGACCCGAAUACCCGCCUCCCGUUCCUCUUCUCCACUCUGUACUGCGUUGUCCUCAUUCUCCUCAUCCGAGGUUGUCUCUCGAACGGACAAGUACGAGGUGGCCGCGCCGUCACUCUAUCCAGCUUCACCUACGCGAAAACCGCGCUCGGGCCUUAUGAUUGGCGCUAUAUUAGAGUUGAUUUGCCCCCGUGGUUCUCUUCAGUUGACAUAUCUAUAGAAACAGAUGUAGAUAUUGACCUCGGGAGGAUUAGAAAGUCGCCUGAAAGUUCAUUGCCAAUUAUAUGCUUCCGAGAAGGAAGCCCUCCGCUACCUGAUGUCUACAACAUCUCUGAUUCUGGACUAGUAUUAGAGUAUGCCUCAAAUCGGUCAUUUGUACAAGAUCUCCAGCUUGUUGAAAAGUGCUAUCCGAUGCAGAAGACUAUAAAUUUGAGAUUAACAAAUGAGCAGAUACCUUCAGGUGAAUGGUUUAUUGGACUCUUUAAUGGUGCUGGACCUAUGCGAACGCAGUCAAAAAUGGUUAAUAGAGGUUCAGCAUAUUCUUUCCGUGGGAACAUCACUGUGGAAGGCUGCACAACUUCAGCGGUGUCUGGCCAAUUCUGCAACCAGUCUGUCACUCCACUUAUGUGCACGGAUGGUUAUACCCUUCCUGAAACUGGUUUGAAAACAAAUUUGGGAGGAAAUGUGAUUUCUUGCCAAGGCGCUGAUGAAGUGAGCUGUCGUGGGUAUGGGGAGUCUGAUGUGUACUACUUUGAUGUCUUUGGUAUCACAGAAAGGGUAAUUCUCACGGCAUCAAAUGUUAGGCUCAAACAGUCUCAUUUUUCAAAUGUGACUGAAAAAGACAACCGUAUCCCUCUGAUGGUUUAUCUUCGGUUUAGGGCAAUGCCGCUAACGACUGUGCAUGAUUACUCCGGUGACAUAACUGAUGCUCCUUUGGUAAUUCUCUCACCCAAGAUUGGUCGGUGGUAUGUUACUGUUCAACCAAUGAACAUGUCAGAAACAGUGAACGCAAGCAUUUGUUAUUCUUUGAGAACCGAAAUACUCCAAUGUCCAGUGAAUAAGGCUGGAUUGAACUGUACCUGGGAAAGGUACAUGCUUCAGACUGUUUUGAGAAAAAACCCAUCCGUUCCAUUCGAAUCACAUUAUCUACCAAUCAGUGAAAAGAUAUCAUCGGAUUCUGAAAAUUUCCCUUUGGAACCUCUAUUGACCAACACCUCCACUGUGGGGAAAAAUGAGUCAGUUUGGACCUUUUUCCUAGUGGACAUACCCUUUGGUGCUGCCGGUGGGAAUAUUCACAUUUCUCUCACAUCAGACUCAAAUAUUGGAUAUGAAUUAUAUGCAAAGUAUGGUGGGUUGCCUUCUCUUGAUAGCUGGGAUUACUUCUAUAGAAACAACACAAGUAACAGCAAUGGCUCCAUGUUUUUCAAAAUCUAUGAUGCAAGUGAUAAGAGAGUUGCUUUUUACAUCUUAUAUGUGAAAGGAGGAACAUGGAGUUUUGGGUUGAGACAUCCAAAUAUGAAUAACCUCAAGUUGAUUGAUCAGACCAUCAUGUCAAUCUCACUGGAGAGAUGCCCCAAGAAAUGCGCUUCUCAUGGAACAUGCCAAUCUCUUAUGGAUGUUAGCGGGCUAACACUAUACAGUUACUGUUCUUGUGACCGCAAUCAUGGAGGCUUUGAUUGUAGCAUUGAACUUGUUUCACAAGUAGGGCAUGUUUGGCAAUCAGUUUCUCUUAUUGCAUCAAAUGCUGCAGCUUUGCUACCCGUGUAUUGGUCUCUUCGUCACAAGGCAUUUGCAGAAUGGGUUCUUUUCACAUCAAGUGGAAUAUCAAGUGGUUUGUAUCACGCAUGUGAUGUGGGCACAUGGUGUGCAUUAACUUUCCAUGUCCUACAGUUCAUGGAUUUCUGGCUUUCUUUCAUGGCUGUUGUCAGCACUUUUGUAUACUUGGCUACUAUUAGCGAAAUCUCAAAGAGGACAAUACACACUAUUGUUGCAAUACUUACCGCCCUUAUGGCUGAAACCGGACCAACCAGGUCCUCAAACAUAAUAAUUGUGGUGGCCAUAGGGGCUGCAGUCCUGUUAAUCGGGUUCCUUAUUGAGCUUUCUACCCGUCGCAGGAUGCUUUCCUUAUCUUCUUCAACACAAGUCUGUUUGAAUAUGAUUUACAGGUGGGAGGGCAUAAAAACAUGGAUUCGGAAUCUCAUCAAGACAAUCUUAAAGCGAUUCUAUUGGGUCUUUUUACUUCUUGGCUUCAUUGCAUUGGCAAUGGCUGCCAUAAGCUGGAAGCUGGAAACCAGUGAAAGCUAUUGGAUUUGGCACAGCUUGUGGCAUGUCUCCAUAUACACAGCUUCUUUCUUUUUCCUCUGUUCCAAAGCAGAUGUUUCGGCUCCAAAUUGCGAGAACGAACCCCGUGGUGAUGGCAACUAUGAGCUAGCUCGCCAAAAUUCGUUCACGUCCGCGGAGCAGCAAAGAGAUGGCAGAUAGGGCAAUGGUUCUGUGUGCCAAGAGAAGGGGUAUUGCUGUAAAUUGUUGUAACCACCAUUCCUUUGCAAAUCUCUCUUGAAUAUAUGAUACACAUACAAUAAAAACAGGUUUAGCAAUGAAUACAUACAUGGAAA
Messenger RNA from Cuscuta campestris, 2766 nucleotides. The record is from the annotation of a GenBank genome assembly. NCBI's taxonomy places the organism in Eukaryota, Viridiplantae, Streptophyta, Magnoliopsida, Solanales, Convolvulaceae.